CUUGUGCCGUCUGCAGUUCACCGUUACUGUCAAAGAUGGCGGAUAUAAAUGCGAGUCCGAGAGGUUUCGCUCGUCGGGGAGCGUUACGGCAAAAGAAUGUGCACGAAGUGAAGAAUCAUAAGUUUGUGGCGAGGUUUUUUAAACAGCCAACGUUCUGCAGUCACUGCAAGGAUUUUAUCUGGGGUUUCGGAAAACAGGGAUUCCAGUGUCAAGUGUGCAGUUUUGUGGUACAUAAGCGCUGUCAUGAGUUUGUGUCGUUCAACUGCCCCGGAGCCGACCAUGGACCCGACUCUGAUGCAACCAAUCUGCACAAGUUCAAAGUGCACUCGUAUGGCAGCCCCGCCUUCUGUGACCACUGUGGAUCCCUACUGUACGGCCUCCUACACCAGGGCCUCAAGUGUGAUUCCUGUGAUAUGAACGUACACAAGCGAUGUGAAAUGAAUGUACCAAAGCUGUGUGGAAUUGACCAUACAGAAAGACGAGGUCGAAUCGAUGUCAAGGUCGUACACUCCAAUGGCAAGCUGCUAGUAGAAGUUAGAGAAGCAAGAAACUUGCCCCCUAUGGACCCUAAUGGACUAGCUGACCCCUACUGCAAAGUGAAACUGAUUCCUGAUGAAAGUAACAAGACGAAGAAGAAGACGAGGACAGUGAAGGCAACUCUUAACCCAAUAUGGAACGAACCAUUUUCUUUUGACCUUACACCAGAAGAUGCUGCGAAAAGACUAUCACUGGAGAUCUGGGAUUGGGAUCGGACCUCUCGUAACGACUUCAUGGGGUCGUUGUCGUUUGGUAUAUCGGAAGUGAUGAAGAAUCCAGCCGACGGCUGGUUCAAGUUGCUAAGUCAGGAGGAGGGAGAGUUUUACGGAAUACCUGUCAGUGAUGAAGUCGAACCCUCAAUGGAAGAGCUCAAAAACAAGCUUCAAGUUCAGAGGAAAGAGCAAAAUGAAAGAAGAACAAUUCCUUCUGAUAAUGCAAAGAACAUGAGUCGGCAAGACAUAGUGAGGGCGAGUGAUUUCAACUUUUUAACAGUGCUAGGCAAAGGUAGUUUUGGCAAGGUAGUUUUAGCAGAAAGGAAAGGCACAGAUGAACUUUAUGCAGUGAAAAUAUUGAAGAAGGAUGUGAUUAUUCAGGAUGAUGAUGUUGAAUGUACAAUGAUAGAAAAACGGGUUCUUGCCCUUCCAAACAAACCACCAUUCCUUGUUCAGCUCCACUCUUGUUUCCAAACCAUGGAUCGUCUCUACUUUGUGAUGGAGUACGUGAAUGGUGGUGAUUUAAUGUAUCGAAUUCAACAAGAAGGAAAAUUCAAAGAGCCAGUAGCAGCAUUUUACGCAGCAGAAGUAGCAGUCGGUCUUUUUUAUUUACAUUCACAAGGAAUAAUUUAUAGAGAUUUGAAGCUAGAUAAUGUGAUGUUGGACUCUGAGGGACAUAUCAAAAUAGCAGAUUUUGGAAUGUGUAAAGAGGGAAUAAUGAGUGAUCAAACAACUCGAACAUUCUGUGGUACACCUGAUUAUAUUGCUCCAGAGAUUGUCUUAUAUCAGCCGUAUGGCAAGUCCGUGGACUGGUGGGCCUUCGGAGUGUUGUUAUAUGAAAUGCUGGCAGGCCAGCCACCGUUUGAUGGCGAGGAUGAGGAGGAGCUGUUCACAUCAAUCACAGAUCACAAUGUGUCUUACCCAAAGGCAAUGUCGAGGGAAGCUGUAUCCAUAUGUAAAGGGCUGCUGACGAAGAAUCCAUCGAAACGACUUGGGUGUAAUGCUACCGGGGAGCGGGAAAUCAAAGACCACGCAUUCUUCAGGCGAAUUGUUUGGGAGAAGAUCGAAUGCCUUGAGAUCCAGCCACCACAUAAACCGAAAAUUGACGGAUGCGACAACAGAUAUCCGAAAAGCCGAAAGGAUGUGAGCAACUUUGAUCGUGAGUUCACCUCCGAGCCCCCGAAACUGACACCCACAGACAAACUGUUUAUCAUGAAUCUUGACCAGACGGAGUUCUCUGGUUUCAGCUACGUGAACCCAGAGUUUGUUGUCACUGUAUAGUGUGAAAUCGUCAAGUCCUGACCCAUAUCACAUGACACACUGACACAUCGACACACCGACACAUCAUGUUACACUCGUCAUCAUCUUAAAGGCAUACGUGAAUAUUUUGUGUGUGCUUACUUAAUCAUCUUUCUUGCCAGAAUGGAAGCUAUUUAAAUGAUCAGCCAGGUCAGUGAAUAUAUUGACCUAUGGUAUAUAUGGUUACAUCCUAUGAAGGUUCUAGGAUAUAUCUGUUCAAGUUCCAAGGGAAAUGUGUUCAAGAUUGGUCUUCAAACAAAACAAAAACUUACCAGAUUUAUGAAUGGAAUCACAAUCUGAAUGGAUUUAAAGCUGGAAAAUGCAGAAUGUUUUUAAUAAUUUGAAUGGAUCCUACUAUUGGGAAAAUGUUUUUCUCUGUAGAGGUCUCAAUGUUUUUAAUACUGAUGGGGAAAAAGGUGAACAAAAACAAUGGAUUUAUCGAAGGAAUCCCAAUCUGAAAGGAUUUAAAGCUGAAAAAUGCAGAAUGUUUUUAAUAAUUUCAAUGGAUCUAAUAUUGGGAAAAAAAAAUUCUCUGUAGAUGUCUCAAUGUUUUUAAUACUGGGUGGGGAGCUGAAUCUUUACCCACAAACUGUAUGGGUCUAAUAGUGACUAAAGAAAAAUGUUUAACCACAAAUUGAAUGGAUUUGAUACUGCAAAAGUGCAUAAUCUUUAAUUACAAUUUCAAUCAAUUUCAUUCUUGAAAAUAACAAUUUGAAUGGAUUUAUGGUAAUGUUGGUAUAGGGACUCUGUUUAAUUACAUAAUGAAUGCAUUAAAUACUAUAAAUUUGUAGAAUCUUUAGCCAUGUAGUUUGAAUGGACUGAUUCCUGGAAAAUACAUUAUUUGAAGAAAAAGAAUCUGAAUGGAUUUAAUACUGGAACAUGCAGAAUCUCUAACCACAGUUUGGACGGAUUAAAUAUGUGAAAACUACAGAAUUUAUAACUAAUUAUUUUAAUCACAUGUUUUUCAGUUUACAGGAUUUUUAACCACUGUUUGGAUUUAUUUAAUACAGGAAAACUAUAGAUACAUUAACUUUUUUGUGACAUUUUUUCAGUAUAUAAAAUCUCUAACCACAGUUUGCAUUGAUUUAAUAUGGGAAAACUAUAGAAAUAUUUUUGUUUUGGUGACAUGUUUUUCAGCAUACAGAAUCUCUAACCACAGUUUGGAUUCAUUUAAUAGUGGAAGUGCAAAGAAAUCACCAUAACUAUCACUUUCAACAAUUUCCUAGUAUAAAAUUCAGAAUUUGCAAGCACAGUUUGCAUGGAUGUAUAUGGUACUGAAAAACUAGUGCAUCUCUGUAACUGUUAUUUUCAUUAGUUUUCCAGUAUGAAAUUCAGAAUUUCUAACCACAGCAUAGAUAAUACUGGAAAAUUAAAUAAUCUUUAUAUCUAAUACUUUUAACAUUAGUUCUUCAAUAAUGUGUAUGGAUUACUUGUAAAUAGUUAUAAUGUGGUAUAAAAACAGAUUAAUGAUUGUCAUUGUCAGUAAAUAUUAUUUUAAGAUGGACUAAACCAGGCUGUAAUUUUAAUGGAUGUAUAUUUAUUUUACAAUAGUUGUGUGAAACAAAAUAUUGGUUGGUCUGAAGAUAAAACGGGAAAGAAAACAGCCAAAUUGAGAUAUAAAUGUUUUUUGCAAAUUUUCAACAGGCUAAGGCAACUGUUGUAUGUGUGUUUACAAGUCUACAGAACUUAUUUAUCAUGUUUAUUUUGUCUGAAAAUAUAGUAUAAUUUACCUGCAAAAGUUGUUUUUAUUUAAGCAGAAAAUUUUAUUGCUUUGUUGUUGAAAAUGUGGCUAACAUUUUAUUUGGCCUUUUUACAAUGCCAUGUUCUAAAAAUAAAGACAUUUUACUCUCAUUUACACAUCAACCAUUUUAAAAUUUAUCAAUGUGCAUAUUACCUGGAUUUUUUAAAUUGUUUAUAUAUUGACAUAUAAAUGCAUGUAGUGUAGUGUAUUUUUCAUUAACCAAAAUGUUUCAUAGUUUACCUAAUUAUCUCUCUUUAUCUUAGAUUAUACAAAACUUAGUAUAGACUCUUUUCAUGUUGACUCGAAUGGAACUUUUUAACAAGAAUUUACUAAUACAGUUAAUAAUAUAUUUUUUUUUUUUUAUAAUUUAAUUGUAGUUUGAGAUGCCUAAAUUUUUUUUAAUUAAUAUGCCCAAAAAAAAAAGAAGAUAAAUGUAUAUACCAAAAACAAAGAUAAUACAUUUUAUUUGCCUAGACUCAAUACAAAGAUACAUAUGAUUCUUUUGGAUAUAAUAUAAUGAUUAUGAAAGUUACAAUGGCUAUACAGUUAGAAUGGUUUCUUUAAGCUCACAAACAUGCCAGCUAUACCAUCAAAUCAGUAAAGCUCCAUGACAAACUGCAACUUUUGUGUGUGGGUGUGGGUGUGGGUGUGGGGGGGGGGGGCUAUUUUAAUAUAAUUAUCUCCCUUGGUAAUAUUUGCUAGAGAAGCCAAUUAAUAUAUGUUAUAUACAGUGUUAUGUAUUCAGUUAUAAUCAUGUUCAGUUAUAUGAGUAACUACUUUUAAUAGUUCAAGAGCCUUUUAAAGUUAAAACUAAUUGAAAAAAGUGUUUUCAGUAUAUGCACAAUUGCUUUUCUAGUUGUAUUCCCAUGACCAUAUAAUCAUGACCAAGUUUCUUUGACGACCAGAACCAUGAGAUAAAAAUGAUAUCACAUGAAAAGGGUCUAUAUUAAUUAUUUACACUGUGUAGCAGAUGCUAUACCAUAAUGUUAACAUGGUGCUUUUACCUCUGUGAUGUAAUACUCCUUGUGUGCCCAUUGUUUGUUGGUUUUGGGGUUUUUGUUUUUCUCUCUAAAUGUUGAAAAAGACUUGAUAUGUCUACAUUUUGACCAUUGUUUAUUGAAGGUUUUCCAUAUUGUGAAUUCAGUGUUCAAACAACAGUGGUUGGCAGAGCUUGUGUAUAAUAAAUAUAUGAUAAGAAGUAAUGUUUUUAGCUCUCAAAUUCCCUGUGGUUGCAAGUGAGGGUUUUACAUUACCGUAAAUCAUGAAAUAUUUGCCAACAGAAAAUUAAUGGAAAAGCAAAACAUUCAGAUAUUACAUUAUAAUAUUUUAGUUAAGCACUAUAUACAGUUCCACACCUUGGUAUUCAAAUAAUGCUACAGUCAGACCUGUUUUAAGCAACCACUUGUUUUAAGAGGCUGUCUUGCUAUUAUCAUAGAUAUUGGGCAACAUUCUGUUUUCAAAAUUGAAAAUGGCGACAGUUGUAAUCAGUGAAAAAUUUAUUAGCAAAUACUGUUUAACCUUUUAGAAUUACAUAGCGGUUUCUGAAACUAGUGUAGCAAAUUAUGAAACAAUACUUUGUAAAAUGUUCCAUAUACAUAGGAUUUCUUACUAUUCUCAAAAAUAAUACAAGCAGCUAUUUGACAUAUUGAUUAUUUCCAUAGGUGACUACUUACAACAGGUUUGACUGUACUAGGUUUUUUUUACAUUAAACAAGUAGUAACUAUUUUUACACGAAAUCUUAGACCUACGCAUUAAAAUCAUGAUAUUAUGAUAGAUUAUAUAGAAUAUGUUUUCUGCUGUGGAUUGUCACUACAUGUACAUGUGUAUAUAUAUAACCAGAUUUUUAACAGAAAUUUUAUAAAUUCGCUAAGUUGUAUUUAAAAUUUAUUUUAGCAGAUUUGUUUUGUACAUAUUAGUAGUCUAAAAUCAAAAUGCUUUCUUUUUAUUUUAUUCUUUAUUGCUACAACAAGUUUUUAUGUACAGUAAUUAGAAUAGUAAUCAAAAACAUUACCAAAGUUUUAAUGUUCAUUUUUAACUUGGCUGACCUUACUUGAGCAGUUGAGUUCAUUUGGUGUCUAUAUUAUUGGUGGAUAGUCGGUUUUAAACUUCUCUUAAAAACCAAAAGUCUCGAGCAGUGUGGAUAACGUAUUGCUUAGCAGGCCUACAUGAAACAAUGGGAGUGUGGUGAUUGAGGCCCCAAAUCUAAGCAUUAAGUGGUAGAUUCCUCAGUAACAUUCAGGGGCAAAUUUCACAAAACAUCAUAAGUUUGCAUCUGCGACUAGCAGUUAUAUCUAUUAUAUAUUUACAAGUGUUUGGCAUCUAUUUCAGGAAGAAAAUUACAUCAUUACAGAAAACAGAGCAUUUU
Molecule: messenger RNA, 6154 nt
Organism: Gigantopelta aegis
Lineage: Eukaryota; Metazoa; Mollusca; Gastropoda; Neomphalida; Peltospiridae
Product: calcium-dependent protein kinase C-like
Exons: 17
Coding region: 36-2030 (664 amino acids)
Biological process (GO): protein phosphorylation
Molecular function (GO): zinc ion binding; diacylglycerol-dependent serine/threonine kinase activity; ATP binding
Source: RefSeq, a predicted model, not a curated record